UGUGUCUUCUCGUCUUUGCUCUGCCGGAGCUCGUUCCCAUGCACAGCACUGUCCCACCACGUGGGCCCAGAAUCUCAUCACUGGCCUUAGUCUCUCUUUUGCGCUUUUGCAUCCUCAACUUCCCUGUGAUCCUCCCAUUUACGGUUCACGCUUCAUGUUCCGGGCACCUUGUGCAGUUCGCGCUUGUCCCAGUAGCUCUCGCUGUCGCGCCCCGACUACCCUUCCGGCCCUUCCAACACACCCGAGGCAUCAACAAAGACUGACAAGUCUCAUGUCGCUC
Aaosphaeria arxii CBS 175.79 is the source of this 280-nucleotide messenger RNA. RefSeq lists its product as uncharacterized. The record is from RefSeq and is a predicted model, not a curated record. The transcript has a single exon. Lineage: Eukaryota; Fungi; Ascomycota; Dothideomycetes; Pleosporales. The coding region runs from base 39 to 263 and encodes 74 amino acids.